AUGACAUCACAAGUUGGUCGUGUGAUUCACGACCAAAACCUUAAUGCUCAAUCUAAUGGUGCUUCUGUUGUGGGAAAGACUGAUACAGUUAAAACACAAAGAAAAGGAGGCCUUGGUGGAAAGAAAUCGCUUGGUGAUUUGUCCAAUUCCGGGAAGCCUGCAUUCAAUCAGGUAUCGAAAAAGCAGCAUUCCAAGAAUUUUGCCACAGGAGCUUCUAUUGUGGGAAAGGGAGAUGUUUUAAAAACACAAAUGAGAGGGCUUGGUGGAAGGAAACCGCUUGGUGACAUAUCGAAUUCGGGGAAGCCUAUUCUUUCCCAGGCAUCAAAAAAGCAGCCUUCCAAGAAUUUUCCUGUCGUUGAGGAAGUGACCAGCCUUCCUAAAAUCGUUCAUGAUGCAAGCACUAGGAAAGGUGUUUUUAAAGCCUCAGAGAAAGUGCAGACCCAUAGUAGGAAUACACUAUCUCACAUUUCAAACUCAGUGAAACCAAAUCUGCAGAAGAACCACAGCAUGAAGCUAAAGGUUAUGGCAGAAGAACCUCUUUGUCCUAGUGCUAUUGCAGAGGAGGGGUUCUUACACAAUCAUCAAGAAUGCAUCAAAGCACAGAACAAGGCCAUGGACUUGGAUCAACUUCUGAUGAAUUUCAGUGAACUUAAGCUGGAGAGUCCCUUAAGGUGCAAAAAGUUGGAAGAGAUGUCUGAAAAUCUUGACCCUCCACCUCCUGUAUUUGAAUCACCAAAAUACUACACUGCAUAUGAGGAUUUUGAUGAGCUCUCUGACAAGUUUGACUAUCCACCAAUUGACUAUACUGAUUUCCCUUGGAUUUCAGAGGACUGUGAUUUCAAGUUGAUGUCUCCAAAUCACUGA
Messenger RNA from Prunus armeniaca (apricot), 864 nucleotides. Lineage: Eukaryota; Viridiplantae; Streptophyta; Magnoliopsida; Rosales; Rosaceae. The record is from the annotation of a GenBank genome assembly.